UGUACUACCUGACCUUCAUAAUCCGAGACCCAUCAGGUGGUAAAGACUCCACGAGACUUGUGCCACUGUUUCGUGAGCUGAGACCAGAGCGAAAAUGCCUGGAAUACAUGUACGAACAUUUAGCAAUUGUGGUUGGGUCGAGCGGGAAAGGGAACCAACACUAACGGUUCCAGGAUCCUACUGGCUCUGCUGCAAGCAGAACAUCUACAAAUUCACCUUCAAGCAUCACAAGACCUCAAAGUCAUCCCAGGACUUCAGUCAUGCACGAGAGCUAAUGAAGGUCGUCAGGAAGAUAAUAAAGCUCCAUCCACGCCAGGGCCAGCAGUUUUGCACCCGUCACCUCCUAGUGACGUACAACCACGCGUCCUGGACUCGUCAAGACAAAAUGUUCGCGAUGCUGAAGUUCCGAGAUCAUCCAGAGGCCAUAGCCUAUCCCCACGCAUUCAUCCUGACCAUAAAAAAAACCUCGACAGACUCACACUUCAAGUCACCAGCUCCACGAUCACCAGGAGGUACUGACACCUCGACAGACUCUUCCACGAGUGCUCAUCAGAUUGUGCCACCCCCGAAGAGAUUGAAAUCGGCGUCCUUCUUCGGGGAUCUGUCACUGCCUCUUGUGGAGAAGUAUCUGCACGAGCAGAAAGACACACCAGGGCCCGAGGACGAUCACCAGGUGAUGAAUGAUGUCCAGGAGACGGUGGAUAUGCCGUACCAAUAUCUGAUCGAGCGAGAAAUCGAGAAGACGAAGGCAAAAAUUGAGACAAAAAUUUCAGGAUCCAGGCGAUACCUCGAGGAAGCCCAUCACCAGAGCAACGAGGUGACGUCGUCUAGAGGGAGGAUAACUCCUGGCUCAUCCCCCAGUGAUUCAACACCUAGAUUAGAUAUCACUGAUCUCGUCAUGGAGGGUCUUAUGUUUACGAUACGACAGGACAAGGAUUCCGUCACUGUUGUCGAGCAGAAGACCAAGUUAGAGCCCGAUGAGGUCCUCGAGAACUCGGAGAAGGUCGAGGGAAGAACUGGGGAAUGUCUCGUUAACUCUAGUCUCUUGAAACUCGAGAAUCUCGUGGGGAAAAUUGAAAUUGCAGAGAGAAAGGAGAGACUUCCAUUUUUCCUAGAUCCUGGACCACCCGGGGAUCUUCCUGGGGAGGAGCCUGAGGGUAGGGAAAUCCUUGUGAGGUCGACGAGCCCUCGAGACAUUCUCAAGGAUGAAAGACCUGGGGAGAAGGCACCCCAGGGGCAAAAAACGAGAAAGAAAAUGAGGAAGAGAGAGAUAAGAUCCCAUUCUGCUGAGAGUGCUCUCAAGGGCUCCAGGAUCACGUCCUCUAGCUCCUCGAGUUCGUCCUCUGGGUCUGAGGGAGCUAGGGAGAAGUAUCUUGAGGCCAGCCCCAAGGGAGAACACCUGGCGGACCCUGGAGAUGAGAAAAUUGAGGAAGAGGAUAUUAUCCCGGAGGUGCUCCAGACUGAUAAUCCUGUUGGGGAUUUUCAGAUCAGACAGAAGGUCACGAGUCCUCUCAUGGAUGACGGGAACUUCGAGAGGAGUCCUGGGAGUCCUGGGAGCCCCAGGAGUCGACCCAAAGUCCUCUCCAGUGAAAUUGUUCAGUAUGAUCUCUCGUUGUUGAGGUCAGCGCGAACCAGGAAGAACCUCUUCGCCGAGGUGGCAAGCACAGGACAGCCGGAGGACGUCGAAUCCCUCGGGGAUGGGGAGCUCUCCUCUCAGGCGAGCGACACGACGAAAUCUCAGAGAAUUCUUCCAGAAAAUAAUGACGUCAGGGUCAAUCUACUCAAGUUUGUUGAUGACAUGACGUUGGGGGUCAGAGUUGUAGUUCAACGGCUAGACAUCACCAGUUUGUCUAGAUUCGGGGGGAAUACGUGCUCUGGAGAAGUUGUCUAGGAUAUGGGCUUUAAAAGAAAUUUAACUUCAAGAUUUUCAGGGGAAAAUCUUGUAGAAUUAAAAUUGCAAUCACAUUGUCGAGAUAAAUCGGUAGUUGAAAAAUCUUUGUUUUUCUUAGAACAAUUAAAUUUUGUACAUUUUUUUAGUUUAAUCCAUCCUUGAUCAAUUAUACAAUGAAACCAUUGAAAAUGAUUAAUUAUCGGUUUAUCCCGGAGUUUAGAGAGGAAAAUGUUAAAGGAAUUUUUCGUAAUUGGUUAAAUUUUUGAGGAAAAAAAAUUCUUCGACGUUUGACGAUAAAUUACCGCCCAUAAAUUAUUAAUUACAUGUGAUAAAUUAAUUGGAAUAAUUCGAAAAUGUGAUGAGAGGUAAUUUCUGUUGAAGUCAUUGACAAAAUUGAAUUGACACAAUUUUGCGAGGCGUUCUGUCAUACAAUAAGUUUAUUGUUUAUCAUUAUUAUCAGUUAAUUAAAAGUAGUUAUCAAUUA
Messenger RNA from Fopius arisanus, 2375 nucleotides. RefSeq lists its product as uncharacterized. The transcript has a single exon. Bases 95 to 1891 code for a protein of 598 amino acids. Lineage: Eukaryota; Metazoa; Arthropoda; Insecta; Hymenoptera; Braconidae. The record is from RefSeq and is a predicted model, not a curated record.